This is a messenger RNA of Ailuropoda melanoleuca (giant panda), 2090 nucleotides long. RefSeq names its product nuclear receptor subfamily 1 group H member 3 (gene NR1H3). NCBI's taxonomy places the organism in Eukaryota, Metazoa, Chordata, Mammalia, Carnivora, Ursidae. Gene Ontology annotation, biological process: negative regulation of inflammatory response; negative regulation of transcription by RNA polymerase II; positive regulation of transcription by RNA polymerase II. Gene Ontology annotation, cellular component: RNA polymerase II transcription regulator complex. The coding region runs from base 357 to 1700 and encodes 447 amino acids. The record is from RefSeq and is a predicted model, not a curated record. The transcript has 10 exons. Gene Ontology annotation, molecular function: RNA polymerase II cis-regulatory region sequence-specific DNA binding; nuclear receptor activity; zinc ion binding.
CAUGGUGGGGAAGCUGCCCCGUGGGUGUGGGGGACGGCAGCCAGGGCUCUGGUCAGUCGUCUCCGGUCUGCCUAGCAGGAAGGAGAAGUGGCCCGACCCCUUGGCAGUCCCUCCCCUCAGCCUUCCCCACAUUACUUCCCUGGGGCUCCGGUCCCUCACUUGCUCAGCUCCGUCUCCGACAGCGCGAGGCCUCCAGACGGGGGAUUGCACCGUCCUCCCCUCCCAGCAAGGGGGCUCCAGAGACUGCCCCAGCCAGGAAGUCUGGUGGCCUGGGGAUUCGGUGGGUCUGCUCCUCAGCACUGGCCUGGGGCUCUGUGUGACAGCCCCCUUGGUAAUGUCCAGGGCUCCAGGAAGAGAUGUCCUUGUGGCUGGAGGCACCUGUGCCUGAUGCUUCUCCUGACUCUGCAGUGCAGCUGUGGGAGCCAGAUACGCAAGAUGCCGGCAGCCAGGCACUGGGAGGCAACGCGUGCAUCUUCAGGGAGGAAGCCAGCACUCUCCAAUCUGUGGGGGGCUCUCUGGGGGCAGGGCCAGAGGCAGCAGAGCCCACAGUCCUGCUCCCUGCGGUGGAUCCCCCUCCGGAGUCUACAGAGCUCCGUCCACAAAAGCGGAAAAAGGGGCCAGCCCCCAAAAUGCUGGGGAACGAGCUGUGCAGUGUGUGUGGAGACAAGGCCUCCGGGUUCCACUACAACGUGCUGAGCUGUGAGGGCUGCAAGGGAUUCUUCCGCCGCAGUGUCAUCAAAGGGGCGCGCUAUGUCUGCCACAGUGGGGGCCACUGCCCCAUGGACACCUACAUGCGUCGCAAGUGCCAGGAGUGUCGUCUUCGAAAAUGCCGCCAGGCCGGCAUGCGGGAGGAGUGUGUCUUGUCAGAAGAGCAGAUCCGCCUGAAGAAACUGAAGCGGCAAGAGGAGGAACAGGCUCAGGCCACGUCCGUGACCCCCAGGGUGUCCUCACCUCCCCAAGUCCUGCCCCAGCUCAGCCCUGAGCAGUGGGGCAUGAUUGAGAAGCUGGUGGCUGCCCAGCAGCAGUGUAACAGACGCUCGUUCUCUGACCGGCUUCGGGUCACGCCUUGGCCCGUGGCCCCAGAUCCCCAGAGCCGGGAGGCCCGUCAGCAGCGCUUUGCCCACUUCACCGAGCUCGCCAUCGUCUCCGUGCAGGAGAUCGUUGAUUUUGCCAAACAGCUGCCUGGCUUCCUGCAGCUCAGCCGGGAGGACCAGAUCGCCCUGCUGAAGACCUCUGCGAUCGAGGUGAUGCUUCUGGAGACAUCUCGGAGGUACAACCCUGGCAGUGAGAGUAUCACCUUCCUCAAGGAUUUCAGUUAUAACCGGGAAGACUUUGCCAAAGCGGGGUUGCAGGUGGAGUUCAUCAACCCCAUCUUCGAGUUCUCCAGAGCCAUGAAUGAGCUGCAGCUUAACGACGCCGAGUUUGCUUUGCUCAUUGCCAUCAGCAUCUUCUCUGCAGACCGGCCCAACGUGCAGGACCAGCUCCAGGUAGAGAAGCUGCAACACACAUAUGUGGAGGCCCUGCAUGCCUACGUCUCCAUCCACCACCCCCAUGACCGACUGAUGUUCCCACGGAUGCUAAUGAAACUGGUGAGCCUCCGGACACUGAGUAGUGUCCAUUCAGAGCAAGUGUUUGCACUGCGCCUGCAGGACAAAAAACUUCCCCCGCUGCUCUCUGAGAUCUGGGAUGUGCACGAAUGACGGCUCUUCCCCACCCCUCAAUAUCUUCUGUUUUCUGGGCUGGAAGACUGAGGGGCCCGGCUGCUUCCUAGAGGUGAAGCGGACUGAGAAGGGCAAACAUUCCUGGGAGCUGGGCAAAGGAGAUCCUCGUGUGGCAUUAAAGGAGAGUCAAAGGGCUGGGAGUUUGUGGCUGCUGGGCAGUGGAGGGUCCCACUAAAACUGUGCUCCAUUUGAAGACUGUACUGCCCCAACCAAAUGGAGGGACCUGGGGGCCAAUUUGCACAAGGUUCUCCAGGGCCCUGCCCGUCCUGCCUCCACCACUUCCUGUUUUCCCCACAGGGCCCCGAGAGAAAUUCUCCACUGUCACUCUGCGGCUUGGCCAUAAAUGCCUCGGGGCUGCCUCACUGAUAA